AUGGCUACAAAAUGUGCUGCCUCAUCAAGGCUGGCCCUGCCUGCUGUUCUGCGCAAUGUUUUCCGCUCUCAGUUCACCAGUAACCUGAGCGCUUCUUCAAUAAUCCCCUAUCACCGACCUCUUGCCUCUGGUCCUAUUUUCUCUUCGAAUAUCCAGCUUCAACGAUCCUUCAGUUCCAUGCCACGCUUGUGUGAUUCCCAGAAUGACCAACCAGUGCCUGCAGCCCCUGAAACCCCGGCCGCCGCGGAUGACACCAUGCCUUCUCAACACAAAACAACGAAGAAGAAAGAAUACGACUCACUCGGCAAGAAAAGCGGAUGGAACACCCAUAAAGGCCAUCCUAAGGACCAGCGAAGGAGCUCAGAAAAUAGCAAGGGAAGAACCGACAGAGAGCGUAGAGCUUUCCGCAACGAGACUCGCAAGGAGGCCGACAAGGCACCUCGCAGGUGGCAAGAUAGAGCCGAAAAAGCGAAACAGUUCUCAGAGAGCAAGGGAAAGAGAAAGCCUGAGACCUGGCAAGUGCAAAAAGCGGCUUUGAAGGACAAGUUCGCCGGUGGUUGGAACCCACCCAAGAAGCUUUCGCCUGAUGCCCUCGAUGGAAUUCGUCACCUUCAUGCGAAAGCCCCCGAACAAUUUACGACCGCUGUUCUCGCGGAGGAGUUUGAGAUGUCCCCGGAAGCCAUUCGCCGAAUUUUGAAGAGCAAAUGGCGCCCAUCGGAGGACGAGAUGGAGAGUCGGCGCAAGCGAUGGGAGAACCGACACGAUAGAAUCUGGAGUCGUAUGGCUGAGCUUGGACUUCGCCCUUCAACCGACCGCACAAGAUCCCUUUCAGACUUCCAUGUGCUGUAUGAUGACAACAAUCGCGAGCGAAGAUAG
Messenger RNA from Penicillium vulpinum, 876 nucleotides. RefSeq names its product mitochondrial ribosome assembly protein RRG9 (gene rrg9). The coding region runs from base 1 to 876 and encodes 291 amino acids. Lineage: Eukaryota; Fungi; Ascomycota; Eurotiomycetes; Eurotiales; Aspergillaceae. The transcript has a single exon. Gene Ontology annotation, cellular component: nucleus. The record is from RefSeq and is a predicted model, not a curated record.